ACUUUCGAGGAUCGGGUUGGUUUAUUUGAUCGUCGUUUCCGAUUACCUGCGGGCCCGUCCGGCUCCAGCCAGACCUAUAGGUACUUUCAAGCACUGGGUGUUACUACCGAAGUUUAUGAGUACGAUGUGUCCGUCUUUCGGUUCAGUGUUCUGCAUCCGCUCCCUCGACUCUUGGCUAGUCUCAUUGGACACGGUUUAGAAAUGGGUUUAUCCUUCUCGGACUUGAAUCUUCUGGAUAAA
Molecule: messenger RNA, 240 nt
Organism: Echinostoma caproni
Lineage: Eukaryota; Metazoa; Platyhelminthes; Trematoda; Plagiorchiida; Echinostomatidae
Source: the annotation of a GenBank genome assembly